This is a messenger RNA of Spirodela intermedia, 1638 nucleotides long. NCBI's taxonomy places the organism in Eukaryota, Viridiplantae, Streptophyta, Magnoliopsida, Alismatales, Araceae. The record is from the annotation of a GenBank genome assembly.
AUGCAUUUCAACCAGGCGCUGAACACUUGCACCACCGUCACAGGCCUACGGGUGCUGCACUGUCGGGCCAUCGCCUACGGCCUCCUGCCUCACAGCGUUCGACUUGCCACCAAGUUUAUCGCUGUGGCAGCAUGGGUCUGCCCCACGGCCAUCUACGCACGGCAGAUGUUCGACGAAAUGCCGCACAGAGAUUCCCACGCAUGGGGCACCAUCCUCCGCGCCUACGCCGACGCAGGGCCCUGCGAGGGAGCCCUCCUUCUGUUUCGCGAGAUGCGGCACAGCAGAGCGCCACCGGACCGGUUUACGUUCCCCCCGGUGGUGCGCUCCUGCACCGUCGUCUCCGCCAUCUCCGCCGGCCGGCAGGCCCACUGCGACGCCGUCAAGCACGGGCUCUCCUCCGAUAUGCACUUCCAGAGCGCGUUGCUCGCCAUGUACGCCCAGAACGGGGAGCUCGCAGAAGCAGAACUGGUUUUCCGUGAGACGGUUCUGAAGAAUCUGGUCUCCUGGACGGCGAUGGUGGCGGGUUAUGCGCAGAACGGUGCCUGUGAGAAGGCGGCGGGAGCCUUCCGGCGGAUGGCCGCCGCCGGCGUGCGGCCCAACGAGGUCGCCGUCACCAGCGUCCUCCCCGUUGUCAGAUCUGCGGAAGAGAUUCACGGGUACGCCAUUAAAUCCGGGUUCGGUUCCUUCAACGCAGUAGGGAAUGCUCUCAUCGCUGCGUAUGGAAAGUGCGGGCAACUAGAUAUCGCGCGACAGUUAUUCGGAAGAAUGCGGGACAGAACGGUGGUGAGUUGGAACGCCAUAAUAGCAGCUUACCAGAGGAAUCGUGAAGGGAAGAUGGCGAUCGAGAUCUUCAGAAGGAUGCUGACGGAGAGGGUUGACUUUGACUACAUAACCCUGGUUAGCGUCAUCUCGGCCUGCGCCAGCUCUGUAUCUCUCGAUGUCGGGAGAUGCCUCCACAGGGUUGUAAGGAAGAGAGGUCUCCUGAACAACCCAUCUAUCGGAAAUGCUCUUAUUGACAUGUAUGCCAAAUGUGGAAGCUUAGAAGCUGCUAGGGAGGUGUUCGAUGAAUUACCCCAGAGAAGCGUGGUCUCAUGGAGUGCUAUGAUCAGCGCGUAUGCCACCCACGGCAGAGGAGAAGAAUCCCUGAAGCUCUUCUCGAGGAUGAAAUCAGAGGGGCCGCCGCCAAACCGGUUGACUUUUCUCUCCGUCCUGUCGGCGUGUAGCCAUUCGGGACUCGCCGUCGAAGGGAGGGAGAUUUUCAACAGCAUGAAGAGGGACUUCUCGUUGACGCCUUCUCUCGAGCACUACGCUUGCAUGGUUGACCUCCUCUCUCGUGCCGGCAGCUUACCAGAAGCUUACGCAUUCAUAGAGGAGAUGCCGAUCAGACCAGAUACCGGCGUGUGGGCGGCUCUUCUCGGCGGCUGCAGAGUCCACGGGGACCUAUCGAUGGCAGAGACGGCAACGGAGCGGCUGCUCCGGCUGGAUCCACGGUGCGUCACCGGCUACGUCCUCCUGGCGAGUGUAUACGCAGAGGCUGGCCGGUGGGAGGACGCUGAGAAGCUGAGGAAGACGAUGAAGCAGGCGGCGAUGCAGAAGAAACCCGGUCACAGUCUGGUGAAGACAAUAACCCCGCCAUAA